Penicillium malachiteum is the source of this 906-nucleotide messenger RNA. RefSeq names its product putative 3'-5' exonuclease (gene rex4). Gene Ontology annotation, molecular function: nucleic acid binding; 3'-5' exonuclease activity. Gene Ontology annotation, biological process: ribosomal large subunit assembly; rRNA processing. Bases 1 to 906 code for a protein of 301 amino acids. The transcript is spliced from 2 exons. Lineage: Eukaryota; Fungi; Ascomycota; Eurotiomycetes; Eurotiales; Aspergillaceae. Gene Ontology annotation, cellular component: nucleus. The record is from RefSeq and is a predicted model, not a curated record.
AUGGAUAAGAGUAGCCUUUCCAGUAACUGGAAGAAGCUACAGGCAACGCUCAAGAAGGAGAGCCCUUCAACCACCACAAAACGCAAAGCAUCGGACCGCGAUUCAGAGAACAGAAAGUCUACAGAUAAAUAUCAACCGUCUCGACAGGCGUCAACUACUUACAAGCGACAAAGGAUGAGCGACGGAACUCAAAAAUCCGGCGAUGGAGACUCCGCUCCCAUUUUGCGACGAAAGUCCAGUGCGGGAAUCUCUAAGCCAACACCGACCGAGUCCCGCAAUAAGGUUAAUGAAGGCCGUUCUCCAACUGCCGAACUCGGAAAAUAUAUCGCCAUGGAUUGUGAGAUGGUUGGUGUAGGACCAAACCCAGAUAACGACUCUGUCCUCGCACGUGUCAGUAUUGUCAACUUCAACGGAGACCAAGUCUACGAUUCAUAUGUACGCCCCAAGGAAAUGGUGACAGAUUGGAGAACCCACGUCAGUGGUAUUGCUCCGAAACAUAUGGUUGAAGCGCGGACCUUCGAGGAGGCACAGAAGGAAGUUGCCAAGGUAAUGGAAGGUCGGGUUCUCGUCGGUCACGCCGUGAGCAAUGAUCUAGACGCUUUGUUGCUUGGGCAUCCCAAGCGCGAUAUUCGAGACACUAGCAAGUAUCCCGAGUACCGGAAGAUUGCCGGUGGUGGAUCACCACGGUUGAAGAUGCUGGCAGAGCAUUUCCUUGGGUUGAAGAUCCAGGAAGGAGCGCAUUCAUCGGUGGAAGAUGCACGGGCAACUAUGGCUCUGUAUCGACGAGAGAAGGAUGGAUUUGAGCGGGAACACUUGAAGAAAUGGCCUGUUCGGGCUCCUGUGGAGGGCCAGGAUAAGGGAGACAAGAAGAAAAAGAAGAAGAAGAAGACUACUCGCAAGCGGUGA